CCAUUCGGGGUUUGGUUGUAGCCUUUAGUGAUCCGCCGGGUAUGUUUGAAUCGAAAAUGAAAAGAACUGUCUUGUUCGUAUUCUGAUGACUUGAAUUGUUUCGCUCCGAGUUGAUAACAAUUGAAACGCGUCUGCCUGGCAACCGCAGCUUCUGCGGUUUUGACGGUGAUCGAUCAGAUAGUUACAGCAUUUAACUUUGUGCCAGUUUUAAACUGUCUUUGCGUUGGAUUGCGUCUUUCAGACAUGGACGUGUCGACUUAUUUAUGGUUUUUGUCUGUUUGCACGUGUCUGGUGCACGGGAAACCCACUCUCAGGAAAGAAAGAGUUCACCACGAGCCUGAACUGAGCAGACAACCUCACGAAGAUAACCAGAGCUAUCAGUACGACCACGAGGCCUUUCUGGGCAAAGAGGAGGCCACCACAUUUGAUCAGCUCACCCCAGAGGAAAGCAAAGCCAGAUUAGGGAAAAUAGUUGAUCGUAUUGACAGUGAUGUUGAUGGAUAUAUCACCACCGAUGAACUCAAGGCCUGGAUCAAGAGAGUCCAGAAGCGUUACGUCUAUGAGAACGUCGCAAAGGUCUGGACUGACUAUGACCUGAACAAAGACAACAAGAUCUCAUGGGAUGAAUAUAAGCAAGCAACUUAUGGUUACUACCUCGCCAAUCCAGAGGAGUUCGAAGACGCAACAGACCAGUUCAGCUUUAAGAAGAUGCUUCCGCGAGAUGAACGCAGGUUUAAGGCUGCAGAUCUCAAUGGUGAUUUAGCCGCAGAACGAGAGGAGUUCACUGCUUUCCUCCACCCGGAGGAGUUUGAUCACAUGCAGGAAAUUGUGGUUCUUGAAACUCUGGAGGACAUUGACAAAAAUGGAGAUGGACAUGUAGAUGAGGACGAAUACAUUGCGGACAUGUUUGCUCAUGAAGAUGGCGGUCCAGAGCCAGAUUGGGUGAGAACUGAGAGAGACCAGUUUUCAGAUUUCAGAGAUCUGAACAAAGACGGGAAGAUGGACCUAGAAGAGAUUCGUCACUGGAUCCUGCCGCAGGACUAUGACCAUGCGCAGGCAGAAGCCCGGCAUCUGGUGUACGAGUCGGACACUGACAAGGACCAGAUGCUGACCAAAGAAGAGAUUCUUGAGAACUGGAACAUGUUUGUAGGCAGCCAGGCCACCAACUACGGCGAAGAUCUCACCAGGAACCAUGAUGAGCUAUGAGCCCGAGCGAAGGGUGUGGAACUCUACCUGAGGAACUCCAUGGCUUCCUUUCCCUGAGAAGCCGUGCCACUGACUGAUCUACUGCAGCUCUACCUCACAGACACUGGACAUAGAGGAAUCACUGACUGACGGCCAUACUCUUGAAUAUAAACUCCUUUACUCUAUGUUCUUUUUGUGAGUGCUCAAGAAACUCUUCUGGUCCUGGUUGAAUGAGCUGCUACAGAUUUCUUCAGCUGAAGCUGAGCCUUUUAACUCAAACUUUUAACUCAAAGAGCAGUUAUAGGACAAAGCCUGUACUUGUACAAGUUGUGCCUGUUUUUGUCCGGUGUCAGUAUUGAUUCUGUGUAGCCCCGCCCCUUUUCAGUGUUGCGUUUGUUGUGUUCUGUCUUCUGGUUUGUAUUUCCACAGCAUUAAGGUAAGAUCUUAUGGAUUUAUGAAUGAAACACUCGUUUUAAAAUCCUCCCGGUCUAAUGACAUUUUCUAUGACAUCCGCUUCAAACAUUACAGUACUCAUUAUAACUCUACAAUAAGUAAAUCCACUUCAUCAGCUAGCUACUCUUCGACAGCGAUGCCAUAGACUCAUACAGAGCUACCGCAAAAAUGGAAGUUCAAACACAAAAAAGAUGGCUGCGCGCUUCUCUCUGGUGCAUAAGGUCUAUAUUAGAACAAACAUUCUAUUUAAUUAGAAUUUGAACUUCAUGCUUUGAUAUUAUUAUGCUUUUACUACAGAAAGCACUACAAGUCAGUGUUGAUAUAUGGUUAUACAUAAAUGUGCAUUAUACUUUAGAUUAUCACAAAUUUCCCAUUGCUGGCCAAUAAUGAGUCUUAUUUGUUUUGAACCUGAGAAGUUUUGGCAUGAUAAUCUGAAGCGAUAUUUCAGACCAACUUUUGAAGCUGCUUAGAUGAAGGUCUAAAUGUGUUUGAUAAUUUGAUAACCCAUUUCAGUCAUUUCUCUCUGAAUUCUACCAGUUACUCAAUAAGAACUCAAUUGACUACAAAAUUAGUCCUAUAGACCUUAAUCAGGGUAGUGCCAUAUUUAAUUGUUGACAGGAAUGAAAUGAGGCUGUGAGGGAGAGAAUACAGUGUGUUCAGUAGUUUGUACUGUUAUUUAUUUAAAAACAUACUGAGACACCUUUCUGGGAAAAAGAAAAAAACUCCCAGAAGACAAACUCCAGAAACUGUUUUAAAAGUUGUGAAAAUACAGUAUGUGAUCUUUGGACGUUUAUACAGUGCUUGCCAUCCAUCCCUCACAGCCUCGGUUUCAUCAGCGUUAAAUUCAAUAUGGCGUCUAACCUGACUAAAGUCUGGUAGUCUUCAUUUUUAUGCAGAAUAAUAGUAGAUAAUUUAUCACCAAGACCUUCUUUUUUUUGGCUUGGCUACAGAGGCUUGCAUGAAUAUGUUUAUUUUGUGAAAUGUUUUUAUUUUAAUUUAAUUCACAACUUUAAAUGGCACCAUGUUGUUAAAAACCUGCUGGAGGAAGAGCAAACGAGCCGAAAUGUCAGCUGUCUGCCAGCAAAGCGAACAAACACUCAUUUGAGACAUUUUUUUUUUCUCAGUGAUACUUUGCGAAAAAAGUUAAAAUAAAACUUUUCAUAAAACUUGAAA
Ctenopharyngodon idella (grass carp) is the source of this 2811-nucleotide messenger RNA. RefSeq names its product reticulocalbin 1, EF-hand calcium binding domain (gene rcn1). The transcript has 6 exons. NCBI's taxonomy places the organism in Eukaryota, Metazoa, Chordata, Actinopteri, Cypriniformes, Xenocyprididae. Gene Ontology annotation, molecular function: calcium ion binding. The record is from RefSeq and is a predicted model, not a curated record. Gene Ontology annotation, cellular component: endoplasmic reticulum. Bases 244 to 1206 code for a protein of 320 amino acids.